CACUCGCACAAAGCAAAACGUCUAGUGUGGAAAAUCUCGGGAAAAUCCGAACAGAAGAAGGACCGAUAGGUGGAAAAUUAGCUCCCAGAAGAACAUCGUCUGCCAGCAAUAUUAUGGCUAAAGUUGCUUCAAAUUGUAAUGGUUUUUCAUUGAUUUGCUGCUAAAAGUGAUCCCGAGGAUAACAUCUUCAGCUGUGGAGUUGAAAACGUGAGCUAACCGCUAGAACCUUUGCAGAAUCGUCCAGUGAGAAGGGAAAAUUAGUCGAUUGCUUUCCCCACCCACCACCCACCGAAACCCGCAUUAGAGUCAAGGAUGCGUCCCAAGAAGAGCCGUUCACUGGAUAUGUCCUAGCCUAGCCUUCGGUGCACGAUUCACUGAGGAAGUGUGAUUGCUAAGCUUAUCGUCGACCACGCGUUUACGGAGAGAAAGUCAUGCCGGAACACUUGGAACUGCAACAGCUGGUGGGCGGCGUUCUGCAGAGCAGCGUCCGGCAUCGGUCGCUAAGCUGGCUGCAGUGCUCCUGUCCCUACUUGGGCAUUAUCCUGGCUACCAUUUCGUCGCUUUUCUUCUCGCUUUGCUCGGUGAUUGUGAAAGGGCUGGUGGACAUCAACCCCAUCGAACUGGCCACAUUCAGGUUCAUUGGUGUCCUGCUGCCGUCGAUUCCCAUUGCCAUCUACAAGGAGGAAUGCUUCUUCCCGCGCGGUAAGCGAAUCAUACUGGUGCUACGAUGUUUUGUCGGAACGACUGGCCUCAUGCUGAGCUUCUACGCCUUUCGCCAUAUGCCGCUGGCAGACGCUUCGGUAAUCAUAUUUUCCACACCGGUUUUCGUAGCGAUAUUCGCGAGGCUGUUCCUCCGGGAGCAGUGCGGAAUGUUCAAUGUGAUAACGAUACUGUUGACGCUGGUCGGGGUGGUGCUUAUUACCAGACCGCCCUUCUUUUUUCACCAAGAUUCGGCCAAUCUGGUCGAUGAACAGGUAAUAGAAACGAGCUAUGACGUAUGGGGACCGGUGGCGGCCCUGUCGUCCACUCUGUUCGGAGCUAACGCUUAUGUUCUGCUGCGUGCCCUCAAAGGGUUGCAUUUUUCCGUUAUAAUGACCAAUUUCGGAGCGUUUGCGUUGGUUUAUACGUUGAUUGUAUGCUAUUAUCUGGGAGCACUGUGCUGGCCCCUUUGUGGGUCGGAUCGAGUGCUGGUGAUAGCUCUGGCACUGUUCAGCUUUGGGGGUCAAAUUCUCCUCACGCUGGCCCUGCAAUACGAACAGGCUGGCCCUGUGGCGAUUGCUCGGUCAGCGGACAUCGUGUUUGCCUUCAUCUGGCAAAUCAUGUUCUUUAAGGAGACGCCCAACGUUUACUCGGUGCUGGGAGCACUGUUGGUGGUGAGUUCGGUUGUCCUGUCCGGACUCAGGAAGUGGGCCCUUGCGUUGCCCAGGGAUUCAGACUUGAGGAAAAGGUUAAAAUUUCUGUUUUUAGAGUAAGACUUGUACAAGCAUGAUUGUUCAAAGGAAAGCACUGUGUUGGAAGCCCCAUACUAGCCUCUAUUGUUUAACUAAUACUAAAUCACACUAGAACACUCACACACACGAUAAAUCAAACUAGAACGCUACCCAUUCGGAUAUGAAUACCUACUAUUAAAGCAAAAGAAUUUACUUCUAUCCAAUGAUAAGAUAUUAUGUUUUCAUCUUUAAACUAAGAAGGAAUGCAGUCGGGUACAGUAAGCAUAAUGCAAAAUAUAACGGAUUCCAUCAAUGGAAUGGAGUCCAGCCGAGGAAUUGUGAUUGUUUUCGAGGACUUAAGCAGGAAUCUGGGAAACAUAAUAGUAAGCAAAAAGUGUGAUGUUACAUUUCAUCGAAUCACUGGCGUGCUCAAUGGAAUGGAUAUUUAACUAACAUGUGGAAGAACGACUGGAUGAGUCCUAGUAGGAAUGACCAUUUGAUAUCAGCAGACAUACAAAACCAUGCGAGUCAAGAUAAUCGUGAUACAUUUGUUUUGUGUUGUUGCAUCGUUAUAAUUUGAUGCAAGGCAGCCACUUUAGUUUACCAUAUUUUAUGACUCGAGUAAGAAUCUAACAAAUUCCAAAACUUAAAAGGCCGUUUUCUUCCGAUUGGCCAUCAAAUGGAUAAAAUAAAGAGACGGACGUUUUUAUUUUUAAGGCUUAAUCCUAGACCGGUUACAGGUAUACUGUUUGCUGAUAGUGCAACUUUUAAUUUACAUAGUAUGUAAUGUUCGUUUCUACUGUCGUUCUCGACAGCAAACUGAAUUGGAUUUCACAUCUGUAGCAAGUAGUUGAAAAAGCUGAUGAAGAAAACGUUUCUAUGGAUCUAUACGGCAAUUUUGGGACCCAGAGAUACACAUGCACCAUUUGGUGACCAAAACCAAAUGGAAAGGUAGCUCAAAGAAGCAAGAAAAGCAUCAAAUAUUAGUUACCUUUAUAAUUACUAAUGCAAUGAGCAGUAAGUCAUAUGCAGCGCAAGAUACUUUACUUUAUCUACUUCCAAUGCAUCAAUAAGUUCAAUAAGAAGCUUCCUCUGGUACGCAUUUUCUCGAGGACCUAUUCCGGUAUUCCCUAUUUUGGCAGAUUGUUGCUGUAGACUUUCGUUCACUAUGAUGGUAGUGAAGAGCCUU
This is a messenger RNA of Aedes aegypti (yellow fever mosquito), 2619 nucleotides long. RefSeq names its product solute carrier family 35 member G1. The record is from RefSeq and is a predicted model, not a curated record. The coding region runs from base 432 to 1472 and encodes 346 amino acids. Gene Ontology annotation, cellular component: membrane. The transcript has 3 exons. Lineage: Eukaryota; Metazoa; Arthropoda; Insecta; Diptera; Culicidae.